AUGCCCUCAGUCUGGGCCGUUGCAUUCGGCGCUUCCGUCGUAGCAGGUCUCGCAGGUUACUUCUUGGGCACUGCCUCAUCCAUCGGUCUGUUUGGCAGCAAUACCCAGCAGCGCGUCGUCAGCAGCAAUGGUGCUCAGCAUGAAAAGGGACACGACGCCAGCGAGAGCGAAGACGACAACGCAUCCGAGUCCGAUUUCGAGGACUCCGAAGACGAUCAGGAGAUCAAUGGGUUUGAGGAUUCGACCGAGGAAUGCAAACUCGUUCUCGUUGUACGCACUGAUCUAGGCAUGACAAAGGGCAAGAUAGCAGCCCAAUGCUCACAUGCCACCCUCGCAUGCUACAAGACACUUUUGCGCCAGAACUCGCCAAUCCUCAAGCGCUGGGAAGGCUACGGUCAGGCAAAGGUCGCCGUGCAGGUCAAGAGCGAGGAGGACUUGUUGAUCCUUCAAGCUCAGGCUAUCAGCUUGGGUAUCUGUGGACAGAUCAUCCACGAUGCCGGUCGCACACAGAUUGCCAGUGGCAGUGCUACUGUGCUCGGAGUUGGUCCUGCUCCCAGGUCUAUGGUCGACAAAGUCACCAGCCAUCUCAAGCUGUUGUAA
Messenger RNA from Aureobasidium namibiae CBS 147.97, 600 nucleotides. RefSeq names its product peptidyl-tRNA hydrolase. The transcript has 2 exons. Gene Ontology annotation, cellular component: mitochondrion; cytosol. The record is from RefSeq and is a predicted model, not a curated record. Gene Ontology annotation, molecular function: peptidyl-tRNA hydrolase activity. Bases 1 to 600 code for a protein of 199 amino acids. NCBI's taxonomy places the organism in Eukaryota, Fungi, Ascomycota, Dothideomycetes, Dothideales, Saccotheciaceae.